Ceraceosorus guamensis is the source of this 1720-nucleotide messenger RNA. RefSeq names its product putative MET22-protein ser/thr phosphatase. NCBI's taxonomy places the organism in Eukaryota, Fungi, Basidiomycota, Exobasidiomycetes, Ceraceosorales, Ceraceosoraceae. The record is from RefSeq and is a predicted model, not a curated record. Gene Ontology annotation, biological process: phosphatidylinositol phosphate biosynthetic process; sulfate assimilation. Bases 215 to 1339 code for a protein of 374 amino acids. The transcript is spliced from 3 exons. Gene Ontology annotation, molecular function: 3'(2'),5'-bisphosphate nucleotidase activity.
CCCUCUUCUGUCCGAAAAGCUUCGCUACGUGAAUCGCGAUUCACCAACUCACAGACCCCGCCCAGCAACAACAAAAACAUCGGAUCUCAUCGCUGCAUCUUUCACCGUUCCAUACAUUCACAUUGCGAUCGCACAAGGCUGAAUGCUCCUGACAUCUCUCCGUACUCCCACUCUCUCUUCUACACUUCAUCGUCACCUCCUCCCUCAUCGUACCAUGUCUGCCCAAGCUUACACUCUGGAACGCAGCGUAGCGCUGAGCGCCGUCACCCGCGCUUCUUCCCUCACUUCGCGCGUAUUCGCAUCCUUGGUGUCCAAGUCCGACCCCUCCUCGGCCUCCGUGACGAAAUCCGAUGCUUCUCCAGUCACAGUCGGAGAUUACGCAGCUCAAGCAGUGGUGAACAUUGUGCUCGGGGCUUAUUUCCCGGAUGAUCCCAUUGUUGGCGAAGAGGAUGCAGCGCAUCUGAGGAAACCCGAGAGCGAGACGCUCAAGAGGCAAGUGGUGCAGCUCGUCAAUGAGGCCUUGGCGCUCGAGGAGAAGGAGGUCGUCGCGCAGAAGAAGAGUUGGGGGGAUGGACCGGUGUCGGAUGAACAGGUUCUGGCUGCUUUGGACCGCGGAAACCACCAAGGAGGCAACAAGGGCCGCAUGUGGGCGCUGGACCCCAUCGACGGCACCAAAGGUUUCCUGCGAGGCGGGCAGUAUGCCGUUUGUCUAGGAUUUUUGGUGGAUGGAGAGGUUCAAGUUGGCGUGAUGGGCUGUCCCAACCUGCCACUGGAUCCCAAGGAUGGUCUGCCAAAGGAAGGAGAUGCAGCGUCUAAUUCGCGUUCGGAUCUCGGUGUAGCAUUCAUUGCUGUUCGCGGACAAGGGGCUUCUCAAAGAUCUCUAUCCUCAUCUGGCAAGGAACAAUCCAUCUCGAUGAGACAAUUAACCAGCAGCGGUCUCGAGGACGCGUCUUUUUGCGAAUCCGUAGAGGCAGGCCAUUCGUCGCACGGCACCAACAAGCGGAUAGCAGAACUGCUGGGCAUCACGAAGGAGUCGGUCAGGAUGGAUUCGCAGGCCAAGUAUGCCAGCGUAUCUCGAGGCGAUGGGGACAUUUACCUCAGAUUGCCCGUGGGCGACGGUAGCUACCAGGAAAAGAUUUGGGACCACGCGUCAGGCUCAUUGUUGGUGCACGAAGCAGGGGGCAUCGUUUCCGAUUGCAGAGGCAAACCCUUGGAAUUUGGGCAGGGCAGAACUUUGAAGUUGAACAGGGGCGUCAUUGCUGCGCCAAAGGGAGUGCAUGCGGAGGUGAUUCGAGCGGUCGGUAAAGCGCUGGAGGAGGAAGGCCGAGGUCACUUGUAGAUUGCGAAAAGGAUGCCAAGCCUCUACAGAAGCCCUACGGUGACAAGCAGGCUCAAAAUGGCAAUGCAAUACGAUCAAGUGAGGAAGAGAGCUCGAGUGAGGAUUCAGAACAUGUCAUGAAGCGUGUGCGUGGACUGUCAUGGACUGCCAGAAGCUCUGCGCUUUGCCCGCACUCGUCCUGGAAUUCAGCCGGUCGUAUAUGGACAGCGACGAGUCGCAAAGGCGGUGCCGUGUGGACCGCGCGGUGUGAUUCUAACGCAACAGCAUCUGUACCAAUUUCGAGCGUUGAAGAGCGCUCUCCACAGAGGCGCAUACCUGAACUCCUGCUUGUGCUGCGGUCAGGAGUGGAUGAUGCUGGCUACACGAGGAAUGCAUACAUGC